UCAGUUCCCUGGCUAUGAACAACAACAACUUGUCGACGGCCAACAACAACACGACCGUACCGGGCAGCGGAGUCGCCGGCGCCGGCGUCGGCGGUCUUACCGUUGUUAACCCCAAUUCUGCAACAACUGCCGUCCUGAACAACAAUAACAACCCACUGGCCAACAACGCCAACACGUCAAGUGUCGGUAGCAACACAGGAUCGUCCAGUACGAACACUUCGUGUAACAACAAUAACACCAGUGUAGUUAGUUUGCAACAGUCGACUUCUCCGAUAAAAAUUGACCAGGAGCAGCCAGAUAGUGAUACAAUAAAAAUGUUUGUUGGUCAAGUGCCGAGGUCGAUGGAUGAAAAUGACUUGAGGAGGAUGUUUGAAGAAUAUGGCAGGGUGCACUCGAUAAAUGUAUUAAGAGACAAAGCGACGGGAGCGAGUAAAGGUAAGUUUUGUCUGAUUUUAUAA
Messenger RNA from Acanthoscelides obtectus, 458 nucleotides. NCBI's taxonomy places the organism in Eukaryota, Metazoa, Arthropoda, Insecta, Coleoptera, Chrysomelidae. The record is from the annotation of a GenBank genome assembly.